Molecule: messenger RNA, 1460 nt
Organism: Acanthaster planci (crown-of-thorns starfish)
Lineage: Eukaryota; Metazoa; Echinodermata; Asteroidea; Valvatida; Acanthasteridae
Product: lanC-like protein 3
Biological process (GO): peptide modification; carbohydrate metabolic process
Cellular component (GO): plasma membrane
Source: RefSeq, a predicted model, not a curated record
UUUUUCAAAUGUCGGUUUCGUUCCAUUGCGCUGCAGCUUUUUUUCAAUAGCCCGUCAUCUCAAACAGAUUUAAACGUUUAUUGUAAGAACUGGAUUUCAGUUUUUCCAGGUUUAACUUUCAUUUCACACAAAAAGAUACUUAUAUGGCAGAUUAGAGAGCUACCUUAGUUUUCCACUGGGGUCUACUGCGCAGCGCGGUAUAUACAAUUCAUGUGCGCAUGCCGCACAUUCGUGUCGUACUUGCAGGGGCGCUGUUGCGCACGUAGUUUGUAAAGAUUUUUGUCCUUUCAAAGACUUUUGAUGAGGCCAGCAAUAGAUUCUCCAGCUUAGCAUAUUUUACCACAAGCACGAUGAGGUAUUUCACGAACCGUCUGCCCGAUUACACCGCUGGGUCGCCGGUGGACAUCCCGCACGCCCAGCUCCGGGGGCGGGUCGCGUCCAUCGUGGAUGCCGUGGUGCAGCACGUGCAGCCCCGCCACCUUCGCAACUGUGAAGGGGGCCUGUAUGUCGGCGCGGCGGGAAUCGCCUACGCCCUGUGGUACAUCACUCAGACCGGCCAGUUCCCCAAGGAGGCGCUGCGGUACCAGGGCCUGUGCAAGCAGUACCUGGUGGGGUCGGUAGAGUACGAGAAGAGAAACAAGAAAGAGGCAGGGGCGUCGUUUCUUUGUGGGGCGUGCGGAGUUGAUGCCGUCGGGGCAUUGUACGACCACACUUCGUCUUCACAGUCCGAGGGAAGCAGCAGUCAUGCAGCUGCACAGUUCCUUGAAAGUUAUGCCAAUUUUGCCAAGAUUUGUACCCCAAUGAACUUCCUUGGACCCUGUGGGUCUGACGAGCUGCUGGUUGGCAGAGCAGGCUACUUGUGUGGAGUGCAGCUGCUGGCCCAGAAACUUGGCAAACAGGUUCUGAGCCAAGAGACCACCAAUUCCCUGUGUAAGGUGGUCGUGGAAUCUGGCCGCAGCUACUCCAAGCGUCACCAAUCUCCUUCUCCGUUGAUGUAUGCCUAUUAUGAUACUGAAUAUCUAGGGGCUGCGCAUGGUCUGUCAGGGAUACUGCAGGUUCUGCUUGGCUUUCCCGACUUCGUGAAGUCAGAUCCCUCCGCUGAAAAGGACAUCCGUGAUUCUGUUGACUUCUUGGUGAAGUGCCAGGCCAGUCAUGGGGGGAACAUCCCACCGGCCCUGGACGAAUGCGGGGCCAGGACCAGACCGGCCGAGCAUGAGUUGGUGCACUGGUGUCACGGGGCACCAGGUGAGUGUGAACCCCACCCCCUGGGAAAUUGUCCUGGUUACCUGGUUAACCUUCUUGCAUCCUCCAAAAUCCUCCACUGUGCACCCAAGCUUUGGCAACCCUACAUGCUGAAGGAAGACUCGAAGUCCCCCCCCCCCAAAUGUGUUGUAGUCAAGACGAUCACAAGACCUGUUUACAACACCAGUCACAGGAGCAGUUACAAUUGGGGAGGGUGA